AUGAGCCUCUGGGCCAGUCAGAGGAGCUUCAAGUUCAGGUUCGCGCGCCUCACGCGGAGGUUUUCGCAGGGCCUGACGCACCUCCUGGUGGAUGCUGACAGUCAAAACAUCGAGCAUAUCAAGAGUGCCAUGCGAGUUUUUCAGGGGCAGCAGCUGCAGGUCACGGUUUUUGCACCUCCACUUCAAAGCCAGAACAAGAAGUGGGGCAACUUCUUUGAGUCCAAGGGUGUGCGCUUUCAAGCGGUUGACCGUGUAGGAGGUAUGCUCGAUCCGACAGAUGAGGCCAUCAAAUCCGCAGCUCUUAGGGUCGCUGAUGAUCAAGGCACCCGCUGCGUGGCCCUGCUUACAAACGACUCGGGGUUUGUGGAACUUGUGCGGCAGGUACGAUCUGCUGGCAAAGAAUGCGUGGUGAUUAUGCAAAAGCAUCUCUCAUAUUCAGCAAGAUUGCUGUACGAGGGGGAGCACGCGAGAACCAUUAUUUUGGAGCCUCCGCAAAGGGCAGCGGAAGUCGGUGUCCGAGCCGUACUUGAAGCUGAUGGUAGAGGAAAGGUCAGCCUUGAACAGCAUCUCGAUACUGAUGAGCUCACCGACCAAGCCAUUGCGGAGGCACGAAGCUUUUUGCAGCGCUGGAAGUUUGCAGGUGAGCAGGACAUGAUGAUAUUUGAGUUGGUGGCACCAAUUGCCAAGUUUUGGUAUCAGCAUUCACUGGGCCCCAUUCCAGUGUUUCCUGGAUGGCUUGCUGGAAGGAGCCUACACCAUCUCUUGACCCACACCGCUGCAUCUGCCAGAUGGCAGACGCAUAGUAAUGAUUUUGCCUUUGUGCUGCCAAGGGGAUGUAGCACUGGCAGGCUUUCCCAACGAGAUUUGCGGACAUAUGGGAACAGCACGUCCAAGAGCAUCUUUUUGGGUGGCGGACCUUUCAUUGUGCCGAACUCCCAAGACAUGGUGCUACAUGUCCUACAGAAUUUAGGAUACUGGGAUACUUACUUGAAUAACGACCACAUCGAAAGUAUGAAGGUGUUCAUCAACAAUACGAGAAACAAGCGAAAUCUCCGCAAGCAGUGCGCUCUGCCGGAUGUGUCCGACACGCCGGCCGAGAUGAUGAGUAAGAUUCGGGUGGCUUUGCUGUCGGGCAACGGGCAAUGGAGGCGCGCUCCUGAGGACACCGCAGUGAAGAGCAUGCUGAUGUCCAAAGGACUCAUCAAGAAAGAUGAUGGACAGCGCGAGUUGUUUGAGGCUAUGCGUGACUAUGCCCGGCUCGAGCAGCUUCCAGAGAUGUCUACUUACAAUGGAUAUGUUUGGAGAAUCCUUGGCAAGCUCAGCGCACGAGAUCCGAAUCGAAGAGAUACCUUUUGA
Messenger RNA from Effrenium voratum, 1356 nucleotides. The record is from the annotation of a GenBank genome assembly. Lineage: Eukaryota; Dinophyceae; Suessiales; Symbiodiniaceae.